Molecule: messenger RNA, 201 nt
Organism: Dibothriocephalus latus
Lineage: Eukaryota; Metazoa; Platyhelminthes; Cestoda; Diphyllobothriidea; Diphyllobothriidae
Source: the annotation of a GenBank genome assembly
AUGAUUGGCCACAGGUUGACAAAGGAUCCGCUGAUUUAUCUGGGCAACAUUCUGCGUCUGCCGCACUACCGUAGGCAGUUUUUCGCAAAGAGUCAACAGCAGCAGCAACAACAGAUGGGUGCAGAGGGCUCUGCGGGCGGCGAGGAGUUGACUACGAGUGCUUCUGAUGGUGAGCUUCCGCAGGAACUAGCCUACAUGUGA